Molecule: messenger RNA, 598 nt
Organism: Chenopodium quinoa (quinoa)
Lineage: Eukaryota; Viridiplantae; Streptophyta; Magnoliopsida; Caryophyllales; Amaranthaceae
Exons: 2
Coding region: 92-490 (132 amino acids)
Source: RefSeq, a predicted model, not a curated record
CUCUGAAAAAUAUUAUCUAAUUCCUAAAAACAUUAUCCACAAAUAUAUCACAAAAAAUAAACAAUACAGUUGAGGUGGUUAUUCUUCCUCUAUGAGUUGCAUUCAUUGUUCAUCUCCACCUUUUCAUUUGCAAAAACAAAAGCAUAAUGCUAAAAUACCUACCAACUUAUUUGGAAAAAUUUCAACAAAAAGGCAUUACAAUGUUAAUAUUUUAAAAGUUGGUGUUUUUUCUACGGAUAAUUUUGAGGCUUUUCCUACUUCUCUUACCCUUGCUGUUGCUAAACCUGCUGAUACUGAAGUUUUGUUGAAAACGAGUGCAGUGCUGAUAUUUUUCUACUUGUUAGCCAAUUUUGUGGUGCCACAAUUUAUCACCAAAAGUUUUGAGGACAACGCUGAUGAAGACGAGAAGCCUAGCAGCUCGGACUCUGUGGAUGAGGCAAAAACGAGCUCAACAAGGAAGCGUGGUUUUGACAGCACCAAACCGAAAUAAGCAUAUCCUUUUACAUGCUCUAAUCUAUAAGCAAUAGCAUGUACGUUUCGCUGUUACUCACUCGGAAGUUAUUAUUUAAGAUUGUAUGGCAGUGACAGCAGUUACAGU